CCUGCCACUUCAAGACAUGGAGUCAUCUUUUCCAUUUGGAGUGACCCUUGCUGUCCUGGCCUCCCUCAUUAUUGCUGCCAAUGCACUAGUGGCUGUGGCUGUGCUGUUGCUGAUCCACAAGAAUGAUGGUGUUGGUCUCUGCUUCACCUUGAAUCUGGCUGUAGCCGACACCUUGCUUGGUGUGGCCAUCUCUGGCCUAGUCACAGACCAGCUCUCCAGCCCACCUCGGCCCACACAGAAGACCCUAUGCAGCCUUCGGAUGGCAUUUGUUACUUCUUCCGCAGCUGCCUCUGUCCUCACAGUCAUGCUGAUUGCCUUUGACAGGUACCUUGCCAUCAAGCAGCCCCUCCGCUACUUCCAGAUAAUGAACGGGCUCAUGGCUGGGUCCUGCAUUGCCGGGCUGUGGUUGGUGUCUUACCUUAUUGGCUUCCUCCCACUUGGAGUCCCCAUAUUUCAGCAGACUACCUACCAGGGUCCCUGCAGCUUCUUCGCUGUGUUUCACCCACGCUUUGUGCUGACCCUCUCCUGCGUUGGCUUCUUCCCAGCCCUGCUCCUCUUUGUCUUCUUCUACUGUGAUAUGCUCAAGAUUGCCUCCAUGCACAGCCAGCAGAUCCGAAAGAUGGAACAAGCAGGAGCCAUGGCCGGAGCAUACCGGCCUCCUCGGACUCCCAGCGACUUCAAGGCUGUCCGCACUGUGGCUGUUCUCAUUGGGAGCUUCACUCUGUCCUGGACCCCAUUCCUUAUCACUGGCAUUGUGCAGGUGGCCUGCCAGAAGUGCUACCUCUACCUGGUGCUGGAACGGUACCUGUGGCUGCUCGGUGUGGGCAACUCCCUGCUCAACCCACUCAUCUAUGCCUACUGGCAGAAGGAGGUGCGGCAGCAGCUCUACCAGAUGGCCCUGGGAGUGAAGAAAGGGCUCACCUCAUUCCUUCUUCUUCUCUCAGCCAGGGAUGGUGGCCCAGAGGGGCCCAGGGAAAGUUCCUGUCCUAUCACCACUAUCUCCCACUCACAGCUUCAUGGCGAAGAUGGUAAGGGCAGAGAAGUUUCAAAGUGACUUCUCCCUCUCCUCUCUGGGCCCCAACUAGGAAAUCAAAGCUAGGGGAAUGAAAGUGCUUGCUUCAGACAGUUGACUGCCCCACCCCAGACUGAGAGGAACUGAGGUAGGGUGCUGACUUUCUUCUAUAACCAAUUUCCUCAUUUGCAAAUCUCCAUUCCUCCCUAUGCUUCUUUUGCAAUUAAUCUGUCUCUCCUGUACAGGUAGGUAGAAAGAAAUGUACUACUGAAAUAAUGCUAAAAAAUCAAAUCCUAUUCUUGAAUACACUGCAGCAGCAGUAUCCAACAUAAAUAUAAUGCAGGUCACAUAUAAUUUUAAAUGUUCUAGUAACCACAUUUAAAAGGUUUAAAAAAGGCAAUGUUAAUGUUUCCUUUAACCCAGUAUAUCUAAAACAUACUUUCAAUAUGUAAUCAAUAUAAAAAUUACUGCACUGUUUUUUUCAUGCUAAAUCUUUGCAUCUGGUGUGUGUUUUACCUUUCAGAACCUCUAAAUCCAAACUAGCCAUAUUUCAAAUGCUCAACAGCCACAUAUGGCUAGUAGCUACCAUAUUGGACAGCACAGCACUAGAGACAUGAGGUUGUUCCCCUCAACUCUUUACUAUAGUGAUGGCUUUGGUAAAGUGAGGAGUCCUGCCCUCCCUGAUGUAAAUCAGACAUUUUAAGUAGUGAGUUUGCCUGAAAUGUAGGAACCUGAAUUAGAUUCUACAGCUUGUCUUCUCUCGCACUUCAUGGAGUUCAAAACACUGUUUCUUUGGAAAUAGCCAAUCUUGUGGUUAUUUCUGCUACGACCCCUCCCAUUCUACCACUAACUCUGUGGUGCCCCUUCCCCUCAGUUGGCUUAUGGUCACUUGUAGCUACUUGAUGAGAAUGCUGAACCACAAAUUCUGAGACCCUAGAAGUGAAGGAGGUGGAAAAAGAGUUAGGUACCAAGAAAGGCACUGCCAAGCUCUUAAACACUCUUAAAUCUGCAUUUUCCUAAGAAACUCAGUCACAUAAGGGGAUACCUCCAACAUGUCCCAGGAGACCAGCUGAGGAACAGGUGUCUCAUCUUGCUUUCUGUGGGUACAAAAAAAAUGGCUGUUGGCAGCCAGGAAUUAUGGCCAGCCUCCCUCUGGGCAACGCUGGCAGCAGAAAUUCGAGAACAGACUGGGAAAGAAACCCAGGAAUUAUGCUCAGUCUUCCUGAGCUUUCUUGUAACCGUUUCCUCAAUCUCCUGGUCUCCACAGCGGAUUCUUAGAAAUUUGUCUCUUGAGGUCCUAAACUAGAUUAACUCCCUAGAAAGCUGCUGAGUGGACAACCAAAGAAGGCAAGAAGAAACCAAUACAGUAUGGAUUAAAUUUUAAUUUGGUGCCAAAACAACCAUGGAAGGUUAACCCUUUGAUAUCUCUAAAAUGAUGGCCUGAGGAUGCAUUUGAGUCCAAUGUGUAAAGGCUAAUUCCAAGAGGCCCAUGAACUUUUUCAUUCACAUCUGAAACUAAAAUGUUCCAAACCAGGAUGGAAUCCGGCUGUCCUCCUCUCCACAGGAUGGCGCCACACCAUGAUGUUUUGCACUUGGGUUUUAAUUUCCCUUCAGUCUUAGACUACCUCCCAGCUUGUAUUCCUCAGUUGUUUGGAGGUGAAUGUUCAUCCCUUUCCACUUCUAUACACUUGAAAAUUCCCUUCUUCCUAUUUUCACCCUCUACCUUCAGCACAAAUGGCCUGUUUCUCGCUGAUCUAUUCUAAUACACACCAACCCUCCUUUGCUAGACUAUUUUGUGCAGUUGCUGUUUACCACAGUGGCCCAGAGGAGGACCAUGCUUGCCUUCACCAGAGCAGGCUUUAUGUUCCUACAACUGAAGAACUUUUUGGCUCUCAAGUGAAUGAUGGAACCCCAAGUGCCUUGAAGUGCUGAGCACGCAGCAAGUACCACUUAUGCCAGCAAUAGGCACCCUCUUGGAUUGGGUUAUGAGUUACUGGGAGCUACGUAAAACACAAACAGUGACGGGGUUUGGGGACAAAAUGGGAAGCAGGCUCAAAUCAAUGCCCUCCUUACUGGUGGUCCAAAGCUUAACUUCCUGGCCUUGCUGCAAAGGACUGAUCUUGCCAAGGUAACACAAGCAAAGUGGAAUGAAAAUUAUAGGAAAACGGAACUGAGGAGAAGCUAAGUGAAUGCUGUGGUGUUAGGCUCAGUCUAAAAAAACUCUGCUAUCCCUGGGAGGCAGUAUAUUCAGUGGAAAUCACAAACUUUGAAGUCCAAUAGACCAGUGUCCAAAUUACCAUUCAGCUGUUUAACUGUCAAAGCUACAGCUUCCUCAUUUGUAAAACUGGGGUAAUAAUGCCUACUUUAUAUUGUUAUCAAAAGGAUUAGCUCAAAUAAUGUAUAGGAAAAUGUCUAGUAAAUGACAGCACAUGGUUAGUGCUCAAAUAAUGUUCUCUUCCUCAUACUUAAAAAUCCUAAAGAAUAAAAUAUCCAGCUGGCCAAUUUAAAGGAGUCUGUCAUAUCUGUAGAUAUAAUGGCCUCCAGGACAAAGACAGUUAGGCUCCAAACUGUGAAUUCCUCAACCCAUGAAUGUUUCUGAAAACAAGUGGUGAGAGACAACUCAGGUUGAAAGAGACAAACAGUAAAUCUCAGGAUCAAGGGACAGCAAAUACAAACAAGGCCCUAUUAUCAUACAUUUGGGUUUAAGAGUAACCGCAAUUAAGAACACUGUGUUUAAUAAGCCACCAAGAGCAGAGAUACAGAAUAAUAUGCAAAAAGUCUAAUGGCUUUCUUUGACACAGGCUCUGGCACAGAUACGGGCAUGCACUGAAGAGGAAACAUUUAGAUUUCAUUCAUACAUCCAAUGGUGUCUCCUGAUGGCCUUGCAGAGAAGCCAGAUCCUGUUCAGCAAUUUGAUCAAAAUAGCCAAAAGAAAUUAACACCGUGUAGGACAGAAUGUAGAUCAAUCGGUCCCAUUUAUAAUUUCCAUAAAGAGCUUGUGAAUUUGUUAUAAAAACUGUGACAUGACUAAGUGUUCUACUAAUUCUUUGGGUACCUAACAUUAUUCAUAGCACAAAUGUUUCAGAGAGGACUACUCACAAGAACAUAAGAACACACAGCCCUCUGUAUAGGGGAAUUGUGAGUGGUGUCACAAGUGUUAGAGGCAGGUUGCCCUUAUCUACCAAACUCUCCUGCUUGUCUAAUAAGUCCAAGUCUGAGAGUUGGCCAGCCAGAGUUAGCCUUAGUAUAUCUUCUCCUCAUAUGGAAAAGUAUUUAGUGGUUCAAAUGGAAAAUGAACUUGUGACUUUGAUGUCAUUCAUACUUGCUCAGUCAUUGGUCAAACUGAAUAGAGGCCAAUGAAAACAGCAGGCACAAGAGAUACUUCAAGGACACACAUAGAACAAGAGGAAACAUGGUGUUGAUAGCGGGCAACAAGAGCAGCAAUGGACCCAAGGCCAGACUACAACUCCUUGGCUGUCAUCAGCCACUCAUUUAUUUUGUGACUCCUUCAGUAACUCCCAUGCCAUCCUUCAAACUGCUGACUGGUCUGGAAUCUUCUCCUUUUAAUUAACAAACCUUCAUUUUUUAUUUCAGCAGUCAUAUAAACUCAGUAAUGGUACUUACAAGUGUCAACUGUCCUUCAUUCAUUCAUUUGUCCAUCUAUCUACCUACUCCACAAACAUUUUUUGAGAGCUAGGUGCUGAAAUUGCCCCAGGUUUGCUGGGAUUUCUUUCAGAGAUCUAUAAUGAUG
Molecule: messenger RNA, 4763 nt
Organism: Felis catus (domestic cat)
Lineage: Eukaryota; Metazoa; Chordata; Mammalia; Carnivora; Felidae
Gene: GPR119
Product: G protein-coupled receptor 119
Exons: 1
Coding region: 17-1054 (345 amino acids)
Biological process (GO): regulation of metabolic process; adenylate cyclase-activating G protein-coupled receptor signaling pathway
Cellular component (GO): membrane
Molecular function (GO): G protein-coupled receptor activity; phosphatidylcholine binding
Source: RefSeq, a predicted model, not a curated record